ACCCUGGUGUAAGUAGUAAUUUUUAUUCUCAAGUUGGCGCAAGCAGGAUUUAGCUAGGGAAAAUUUAUCAAGUUUGCCAAACUGUAACAAAGGACAAGUUCAAGCGAUUGUUUUUUCUUUCUGGUUGAAGACAUGGCCGACGCUAAAAAAGAAACCGUGGCUAAAAAGCUGCCCGCAGUACCAGAAUCGGUACUGAAGAGAAGAAAGCGGCGCGAUACCGCUAAAGCUGUUCGCUUGCAGACAUCUAUCAAGAAGCGUCAAGAGCAUUACAAGAAACGGAAGGAGAUCUUCAAGCGCGCUGAACAAUAUGUAAAGGAGUACCGAAUGAAAGAACGAGAUGAAAUCAGGCUCAAGAGACAAGCCAAGAAUCGUGGAAAUUAUUACAUUCCUGGCGAGGCUCGUUUGGCUUUUGUUAUGCGUAUUCGGGGUGUGAAUCAAGUUGCACCGAAAGUACGUAAAGUUCUGAAGCUUUUCCGUCUACUUCAGAUCAAUAAUGGAGUCUUUGUUAAAUUGAACAAAGCAACAAUCAACAUGCUUAGACUUGUCGAUCCCUACAUCACUUGGGGAUAUCCAAAUCUUAAAUCUGUCAGAGAAUUGAUUUACAAGAGAGGUUUCGCUAAAAUCAAUCGUCAAAGAAUACCAAUUACUUCGAAUUCCAUCAUUGAAAGUCAAUUGGGACGAUCAAACAUCAUCUGUACAGAAGAUUUGAUCCACGAAAUUUUCACUGUCGGUCCUAAAUUCAAGUACUGCAGCAACUUUUUGUGGCCAUUCAAGCUCAACACACCAAAUGGAGGUUGGAGAAAGAAGACCAACCACUAUGUUGAGGGUGGUGACUUCGGAAACAGGGAAGACAAAAUUAAUGAACUAUUGAGGAGAAUGGUUUAAAUUAUGUUUAAUGAAAAUAAAGACGGAAUUUACAAAAUAA
This is a messenger RNA of Leptopilina heterotoma, 925 nucleotides long. RefSeq names its product 60S ribosomal protein L7 (gene RpL7). The coding region runs from base 133 to 885 and encodes 250 amino acids. The transcript has 6 exons. Gene Ontology annotation, molecular function: RNA binding; structural constituent of ribosome. Gene Ontology annotation, biological process: maturation of LSU-rRNA from tricistronic rRNA transcript (SSU-rRNA, 5.8S rRNA, LSU-rRNA). The record is from RefSeq and is a predicted model, not a curated record. NCBI's taxonomy places the organism in Eukaryota, Metazoa, Arthropoda, Insecta, Hymenoptera, Figitidae. Gene Ontology annotation, cellular component: cytosolic large ribosomal subunit.